GGGAGGGAGCCUCAGAGCUUGAGAGAGCGAGCGCAAGAGAGGACGCUACUUUCAUUGAGAGAAAGAGUUAAAGACAAUAAAUACAACGGCGGAGGCAAAUUGAGGGGAAAGAGAUAGUAAGAUAGGGUGAGCUUCACGUGAGAGAAAGAGCAGCAGCAAAGACAGAAGGAAAGUAAGAGAGAGAAAGAAAGAGCGAGAGAGAGAGAGAGAGAGAGAGUAGUGCAGUGCAGUGUUGCGCUGGUCCACUCGGUUAUCUGUCUCCAUCUGAGUGCCAUCUGUGUCUCUGGCUCUGGCCUUCGCCACAACCGGAGCUCACAUAUGUGGGAAUGCAAACACAUGCCUGACAUAUGAAGGCGUGGAGUCACAAAAAGAGACAAAAAGGAAAGGAUAAGAAAACAAAUCCCCGCCACUGCAACUGACUUUCUCAAAGGACUGAAGAGUGGACUCUACUAGAGUGGAGACAGUAGAGAGAAGAAGAGCCCUGCCAUGCCCGGUUCUCCUGUGGAUGCUAAGACUCAUUCCAGAUCAGCCCCCAGCAGCAGCGCGAGCUCCACUAUGCCACCCCUGCCUUCUGUCAACCCCAGCGGCCCUCGCCCGGCCUCCUUUUCCACCACAGCAUUGACCAAUGGGAAUCAUCAUUCCCCACCAACCCUGAACGCAGUGCCAUCUCCACCGCAGCGUUACAGCAACGGACCGUCCUCUUCCUCUUCCUCGUCGCUGGCCAACCAGCAGCUGCCGGCCACCUGCGGGGCUCGCCAGCUGAGCAAGCUGAAACGUUUCCUGACCACGCUGCAGCAGUUUGGCAACGACAUCUCUCCUGAGAUCGGAGACAGCGUCCGAAGCCUGGUUCUGGCCCUCGUUAAUUCGACAGUUACCAUUGAGGAAUUCCAUUCUCGGCUUCAGGAGGCCACCAACUUCCCUUUACGGCCCUUUGUUAUUCCUUUUCUAAAGGCAAACCUUCCCCUUCUGCAGAGGGAGCUACUCCACUGUGCACGGGCAGCCAAGCAGACCCCGGCCCAGUACCUGUCCCAGCAUGAGCAUCUCCUGCUGAGCACCACCAUGGCCUCCUCGCCAGACUCCUCUGAGCUGCUGAUGGAGCCUCCGGAGGCUGUUACCAAGAGACACAGCCCCAACAGAGCUAAAGAGAACGGUUUCCACGAACGUCCACCCGCAGCCAUGGAGCCCGCCGCGAAACGAAUUUGCACCAUCAGCCCCGCUCCCCGACACAGCCCCGCCCACCCGCUGCCCCUCAGCGCCCAGCUUCACCCAACCCCUCCACCCUUGCAGCACUACGCCCUAGAUGACAUCGCAGCACCACACAUUCUACACCGCGAGCACAGUCAACGCAUGUUGGAGAUCCGCGAGCUCAAAGACAGGCCCAGACUCCCUGGCACUAAUGGAGGCUACCGCGAGGAGCCGGUGGACCACAGACUGACAGACAGAGAGUGGGCUGAUGAAUGGAGGCAUCUGGACCAUGUGCUGAACUGCAUUGUGGACAUGGUGGAAAAGACACGGAGGUCAGUGAGCGUGCUCAGACGAUGCCAGGAGUCAGACCGCGAGGAGCUCAACUACUGGAGACGGCGUUCGAGCGAGCAGGAGGACCCGCGCAAAGGCAGCUCAGGCUCGACUCCCUUCUCAAAGACACACAGCCCCCACUCCGCAGAGUCGGACCCCCAGCGCGACUUCGCUCCACGGCCAGGCUCGGCAUACGUUACAGAUGAGAUCUGGAGGAAAGCUGAAGAGGCGGUGAAUGAGGUGAAGCGCCAGGCCAUGGAUGAGGUUCAGAAGGCAGUAGCAGAGGCUGAGCAGAAGGCUUUCGAAAUGAUUGCUUCUGAGAGGGCUAAGAUGGAAAAGACUCUGGCUGAUGCGAAGAAGAAGGCUCAAGAGGAUGCCAUCUUGGUCAUCAAUGAGCAGGAGGACUCCAGUGAGUGUUGCUGGAAUUGUGGCCGCAAAGCUAGCGAGACGUGCAGCGGCUGCAAUGCCGCUCGCUACUGCGGCUCCUUCUGCCAGCACAAAGACUGGGAGAGGCAUCACCUCAUCUGCAGCCCAGGACUCCAGGCUACACCCAAACCAGUUUCCGCCAUCACCGCAAGCAGGGCAGCAGCAGCAGCAGCAGCCGGGGUGUCUCCUGUCGGCCUGGUCGGGGUCAAGGCCCUCGACGCUGUUUCUUCAGUCUCCAGUCCUGUGGGAGAGAAGGCCUUGGUCGCGUCUCGCUCCUCCACCCCUUCCACCCCUGCCUCGGCCCCUGAGACCAACGGACACUAGGAGGUCGAAGGACAUCAGUGGUGAACGUGUCGCCGAUCCUCUUUCUUACUGGGGAAGAAUUGAAUCAGCAGCGAGCAAGAGGAAACCAUUCGUGGGUUAAGUUAGGUUUCCAGAUUUUUCAUCAUACACUUUGGCAGAAAAAAAAAAGGACAGAUUAUGGAUGACUGUUUGAGUGAUAUGUCAACUGGGACUUUGGCUUUGGCAAAGAACAGAAGGACUCGUCUCGAAUGCAUCUAUUGGAUGAACAGAUCUCCCCGAACAGAUGGAAACGUGUCUGUCUUCGUCCAAAAACCCCAUAUCUUGGAUCUGCGAGGGGCUGAAAAAAAAACUGAUGAUUGAUCUGAGUUUAUCUCCGGCGGCGGGGAGGAAGUUAUAAAGGGGAGGCAUAUGAGAAAAGACAGUGGAGAUUUAACCCCCAACCCCCCAAACCCCCCCAAUAUUCUCACUUUGAUGUCUAUAGAUUUACAAUAGGGAGGUGGUGGUGGAAAAUGUAAACAGUGUAAUAGUACCAGCCAUAAAGCAUCUGUCCUCGACCUGUA
Etheostoma spectabile (orangethroat darter) is the source of this 2804-nucleotide messenger RNA. RefSeq names its product CBFA2/RUNX1 partner transcriptional co-repressor 2 (gene cbfa2t2). Gene Ontology annotation, biological process: negative regulation of DNA-templated transcription; DNA-templated transcription. Bases 487 to 2265 code for a protein of 592 amino acids. Gene Ontology annotation, cellular component: nucleus. Gene Ontology annotation, molecular function: transcription corepressor activity. NCBI's taxonomy places the organism in Eukaryota, Metazoa, Chordata, Actinopteri, Perciformes, Percidae. The record is from RefSeq and is a predicted model, not a curated record. The transcript is spliced from 11 exons.